GUGUGUGUGUGUGAGAGAGAGUGUGUAAGUGUGUGUGUGUGAGAGAGAGUGUGUAAGUGUGUGUGUGUGUGAGAGAGAGUGUGUAAGUGUGUGUGUGUGUGAGAGAGAGUGUGUAAGUGUGUGUGUGUGAGAGAGAGUGUGUAAGUGUGUGUGUGUGAGAGAGAGUGUGUAAGUGUGUGUGUGUGAGAGAGAAGAUGCCUCUUGCGCAGUUCGCAGAUCCGUGGCAGAAACCGCAGCUCCGUCUUCUGGAGAAUGAAGUGAUUGAUGACACCAUGGGGGAGGAGGAGACUCCACUUACUGAUGAAUGUCCAGUGAAGGAGAUCACAAUCACACAUCUGGUGAAGGAAGGAUCAGAGAGAGCAGAACCGAAACACUUCGAUCUCUGCAAAGUCCUCGGGCAGGGAUCAUUUGGCAAGGUUUUCCUUGUGAGAAAGGUAACAGGGCCUGAUGCAGGACAGCUCUACGCCAUGAAGGUCCUUAAAAAAGCCACACUGAAAGUGAGAGAUCGUGUAAGGACAAAAAUGGAGCGUGACAUCCUGGUGGAGGUGAAUCACCCUUUUAUCGUCAAACUGCAUUAUGCCUUUCAGACGGAGGGGAAACUCUAUUUAAUCCUGGACUUUCUGAGAGGAGGAGAUUUAUUCACACGCCUUUCUAAAGAGGUAAUGUUCACUGAGGAGGAUGUGAAGUUCUAUCUCGCUGAAUUAGCUUUGGCUCUGGAUCAUUUACAUGGCCUGGGGAUCAUCUACAGAGACCUCAAACCUGAGAAUAUUCUUCUGGAUGACCAAGGUCAUAUAAAACUCACUGAUUUUGGCCUCAGUAAGGAGUCUAUAGAUCAUGAAAAUAAGGCAUACUCAUUUUGCGGAACUGUGGAGUACAUGGCGCCCGAGGUGGUGAAUCGCAGAGGCCACUCCCACAGCGCCGACUGGUGGUCGUACGGUGUGUUAAUGUUUGAGAUGUUGACUGGAAUGCUGCCAUUUCAGGGUAAAGAUCGUAAAGACACCAUGACGAUGAUACUAAAGGCGAAGUUGGGGAUGCCGCCGUAUCUAAGUUCUGAUGCUCAGUCUCUUCUGCGCAACCUGUUUAAAAGAAAUCCUGGAAAUCGACUUGGGGCUGGACCUGAUGGAGUUGAGGAGAUCAAAAGACAUUCGUUCUUUGCUACCAUUGACUGGAAUAAACUUUUCCGCAGAGAGUUAAAGCCACCCUUUAAACCAGCGAUUGGUCGACCAGAUGACACCAUUUACUUUGAUGCUGAGUUCACCGCCAAAACUCCGCGAGACUCCCCUGGUGUGCCACCCAGUGCGAAUGCUCAUCAGCUCUUUAGAGGGUUUAGUUUUGUAGCAGUUGGAGCUGAAGAGCUGAAUGAACCUCCGAUACAGACCAAUACUAACAUUAGCACUGUGCUGCAGCAUCGCAGCACAUUAGUGUUCAGUGAUGUGUAUGAUGUGAAGGAGGACAUCGGUGUCGGCUCAUACUCCAUCUGCAAACGCUGCAUACACAAGAGCACAGGCAUGGAGUAUGCAGUGAAGAUUAUCAAUAAAGAGAAGAGAGACCCUGCAGAGGAGGUGGAGAUUCUACUGAGAUACGGACAACACCCUAACAUCAUCACACUCAAAGAUGUGUAUAAUGAUGGACGCUCAGUGUUUUUGGUCACUGAGCUGAUGAAAGGCGGUGAGCUGCUCGAUAAAAUCCUUCGUCAGAAGUUUUUCUCAGAGCGUGAGGCCAGUGCUGUCUUACACACCAUCACCAAGACUGUGGACUAUCUGCAUACACAGGGGGUGGUGCACAGAGAUCUAAAGCCCAGUAACAUACUUUACGUGGAUGAGUCGGGGAAUCCUGAGUCCAUCCGGAUCUGUGACUUCGGGUUCGCUAAACAACUGAGAGCUGAGAACGGCCUGCUGAUGACCCCAUGUUACACUGCUAACUUUGUUGCUCCUGAGGUGUUGAAAAAGCAGGGCUAUGAUGAGGCAUGUGAUAUCUGGAGUCUGGGUGUGCUGCUCUACACCAUGCUCACAGGGUUCACUCCAUUUGCUAACGGUCCUGAUGACACGCCUGAUGAAAUCCUGUCUCGCAUCGGCAGUGGAAAGUUUUCUCUCACAGGAGGCUACUGGAACUCUGUAUCCAAUGAGGCAAAGGACUUGGUGUCUAAGAUGCUUCAUGUUGAUCCUCAUAAGCGACUGACGGCGUCUCAGGUGCUGUGUCACCCCUGGAUCAUCCACAAAGACCGGCUUCCUAAAUUUCAGCUCAACCGCCAUGAAGCGCCGCAACUUGUUAAAGAAGCGAUGGCUGCUACGUACUCUGCUCUGAACAGAAACGUGUCUCCGAUGUUGGAUCCUGUCGGUUGCUCCACGCUAGCACAACGUCGUGGCCUCAAAAAGCUAACCUCAACCGCUCUCUGACCUCUGAACUUUUGACCCCUCAGCAUAAAUCCAAAUCCUUACUGAAUUGUGAUUCUGCAGGAAACUUUGCGUUUUAUUAGAGAUCAGCGCUUUUAAUCUGUUUCUAUGGCGAUUCUUUUUAUUGGGAGCAAGAAAUAACAUUCGAAAGUGUGUUUGUGAUCAGAUCUUACUUUUACACUCUUACUGUUUUUUUUGUUUGUAUGUUUCAGGAAAAAAUAGUGUGAGUGUGUGUGAGUGUGUGUGAGUGUGUGUGAGUGUGUGUGAGUGUGUGUGAGUGUGUGUGAGUGUGUGUG
Messenger RNA from Tachysurus fulvidraco (yellow catfish), 2689 nucleotides. RefSeq names its product ribosomal protein S6 kinase a, polypeptide 3a (gene rps6ka3a). Gene Ontology annotation, biological process: intracellular signal transduction; protein phosphorylation. The transcript has 22 exons. The record is from RefSeq and is a predicted model, not a curated record. Gene Ontology annotation, molecular function: magnesium ion binding; ribosomal protein S6 kinase activity; ATP binding. The coding region runs from base 195 to 2396 and encodes 733 amino acids. Lineage: Eukaryota; Metazoa; Chordata; Actinopteri; Siluriformes; Bagridae.